AUGUCGUUGCUCGAGUCUCCUUCAUUCGAGACAAUCUCUUCGGCAAUAAAGUCCACCACUCACCCAGAUGGAAGCUAUGUUCUUGCACUGACAUCGCUAGGGAAUUACUAUGUUUCUUCUGCUUCUGCUCCGUCAAAUGCGAUUCAUCUUUUUGACAAGUCAUUUUUGAAAUGCGUCCAGACCCUCAAAGGUCAUCAAAACGCCACCACAACCUUGCGAACAGUUAGAGGCAUUGGAGGGUCCGAUCGGCAUAUGCUUUUAUCUGCUGGUAAGGAUGGUUGCGUGAUUGCUUGGGAUGAACGUUCCGGCACUCCGACCAUACAAAUGACGACAUCUGGGAGAUCUCGUACCGUUUUGUCUUGUGAUGCCUCUCAUGAUGGCUUGACCGUUGCUGCGGGGACGGACCUGCAGAAGGAGGACGCAUUUAUACUCUACUGGGACCCUCGAAAACCAACUGUACCACUCCGUGUUCACGGCUCAACACAUUCAGACGACAUUACUGCAGUGCACUUUCUGAAAAAUAGUCCAUCUCCAACAUCUGGACAGAUCUUGCUAUCAGCUUCCACCGAUGGCCUGGUUAGCACUUCAAAUUCUGCGGAAGACGAUGAGGAUGAAGCGGUUCUGAACGUCGGCAGUUGGGGUUGCAGCAUAUCUCAAGCAGGGUGGAUUCGUGGCUCGUCCGCCAAUCGCGUCUGGGCUGCAAGCGAUAUGGAGACAUUUAGCUGCUGGUCAAACGAACUCGACAUGUUACAAAACUGUGACAUUCGCCACCCCUCCAUUCAUAGCCAUGGGCGAACUUGGGUUACCGACUAUCUGAUAACAUGUCACAAUACAAAACGAUCUGACAGCAAUCUCGCUGUAUUUGUUGGUUCAAAUGAGGGUGAUGUGGCCCUUCUCUCAAGCUCAAAUGUGUCAGACUCAUCUGCACCGUGGACAAUAAAUUCAGCAUGGGCCAAUGGUCACACUGGAGUGGUCCGUUCAGUCCUCUGGGACGAAGCCCAUGAAAUUCUUGUUACGGGAGGCGAGGAUUCAAAAAUAAGUACAUGGCGUUGUCCUCUUCCCGGACAGUUUUCGAGGUUCGAUAAAUCUGUGCAAGAUGAAAAUGCGAUGGAUAUGGACUCCACUAUUCUGAAAAGAGAACGAGAUGACGAGAUGGAUAUUAGCGAGAGUGAGCCAGUAAGGAUAUUUCUAUCGACGACCUUCUAA
This is a messenger RNA of Suillus subaureus, 1206 nucleotides long. RefSeq names its product WD40 repeat-like protein. Bases 1 to 1206 code for a protein of 401 amino acids. NCBI's taxonomy places the organism in Eukaryota, Fungi, Basidiomycota, Agaricomycetes, Boletales, Suillaceae. The record is from RefSeq and is a predicted model, not a curated record. The transcript is spliced from 6 exons. Gene Ontology annotation, molecular function: protein binding.